UGGCCGUGCGCCCGGAGGCAGCGGCGGCGGCGCGGCGGCGGCGACAUGGCUAUUGUCCCUGAGGAUGAGUUUCAUCACAGUUCAAACUCCACCUACAGAAGCAUAAGCAGCUCUCUCCGAGCUGAGCAGGAGGCCCUGCUCGAGAGGCAGCAGGACUGCCUGUCCCCUGGCCUGCAGAGGCCCGAGGACCGCUUCAACGCCACCUACAUCAUCUUCUUCAGCCUGGGCGUUGGCAGCCUAAUGCCAUGGAGCUUCUUCAUCACUGCCAAGGAGUACUGGAUGUUCAAACUCAGCAAUUCCUCCAGCUCGGCUACAGGAGAGGACUCUGGGGGCUCAGACAUCCUGAACUACUUUGAGAGCUACCUUGCCGUCGCCUCCACCGUGCCCUCCGUGCUGUGCCUGCUGGCCAACUUCCUGCUUGUCAACAGGGUUUCCGUCUAUGUGCGAGUCCUGGCCUCCCUGACCAUCAUCCUGGCCAUCUUCAUGGUGAUGAUCCUGCUGGUGAAGGUGGACACCUCCUCCUGGACCCACGGCUUCUUUGCGAUCACCAUUGUCUGCAUGGUGAUCAUGAGCAGUGCCUCUACCGUCUUCAGCAGCAGCAUCUACGGCAUGACGGGCUCCUUCCCUAUGAGGAAUUCCCAGGCGCUGUUAUCAGGAGGAGCCAUGGGUGGGACCGUCUGCGCCGUGGCCUCGCUGGUGGACAUGGCAGCAUCCAGUGACGUGAGUGACAGCGCCCUGGCCUUCUUCCUGACGGCUGUCAUCUUCCUUGGGCUCUGCAUGGGGCUGUACCUGCUGCUGCCCAGGCUGGAGUACGCCAGGUACUACAUGAGGCCCAUUUGUCCGACCCGUGUGUUUUCUGGUGAUGAGGAGCCGCCCCAGGACUCUCCCAGCACCCCUUUGGUGGCCCCCGGAUCCAGUGACUCCCACAUACCACCGCUGCGCCCCAUCCUGAAGACGACGGCUGGCCUGGGCUUCUGUGUCCUCUACGUCUUCUUCAUCACCAGCCUCAUCUACCCCGCCAUCUGCACCAAUAUCGAGUCCCUCGACAAGGGCUCAGGCUCCCCGUGGACCACCAAGUUCUUCGUCCCCAUCACCGUCUUCCUACUGUACAACUUCGCUGACCUGUGUGGCCGGCAGCUCACGGCCUGGAUCCAGGUGCCCGGGCCCAAGAGCAAGGUGCUCCCGGGGCUCGUGCUGCUCCGGACCUGCUUCGUCCCCCUCUUCAUGCUCUGUAACUACCAGCCCCGUGUCCACCUGCGGACGGUGGUCUUCCAGUCUGACGUCUACCCCAUCCUCUUCUGCUCCCUGCUGGGGCUCAGCAAUGGCUACCUCAGCACCCUGGCUCUCAUCUACGGGCCUAAGAUCGUGCCCAGGGAGCUGGCCGAGGCCACGGGGGUGGUGUUGACCUUUUACUUGUGCAUGGGCUUGCUGCUGGGCUCGGCCUGCUCUGCCCUGCUGGUGCACCUCAUCUAGGAAGGGAGCUGGAGGACAUCGGUGCUGCCUGAUGCUUCGGAGCCUCUGCAAGAUGGGGAGGCGGAGCCUGGGAGGCUCGGGUGUGGAGGAAGGGGCUAGAGUUUCACUUGGUGCAGAGAGCAGAGCACACUCGGGCCUCAUCUCUCCCAGGAUGCCAGCAAGCCAUGUCCACGCCCGUCCCAUGCAAGGCAGAGGCGUUCCAGACAGGUUUUAACAGAGCACUCCUGCGACAUUUGAAGAAGACACGGUUACAAAGCAGGGGUGUCACCUUCAUAGCCGAUGGUUAACAUUCCACCUUCUCCAUAGCCCCUCGGAAAGGUGUGGCCAGCGUUGGACUCUGAGUUUUUACAAAGCCAGUGCCAAAACCCAGCCGCAGGCUCUACGUAUUCUUCCAGCCUUGCUCCUUCCAGCUGACAGCAAGAUGUGAGAGAAUUCUCAGCACUCCCUACCCUUAGGGGGCCCCCUGGAGAGGAAGUCCCCCGGGAUGGCCAGUAUUCAGGCCCCACACCCAAGUGUGAACAGACCCACGCGUUCUGUGGGUGAAAGACCACAUACCAACCAGACCAGAAAACCCAGAAAGACAGGCCUUCUAUAAACAGGCUUCAUUCCAGAGGGUCCAGAGGGACCAGAGGGCCUCCCUGUGCUAGGGACCAGCGUGGCAGGCCUGGGUUUUCAAACAGAUCCCAUGGCCUGGCAGUCAGUGGCCUGGGUCAGGGCAGAGAUCUUCUAAUCUUCAUGUUGACAGCAUCGAGAAGUUGGCCCCAGAACAACAGGUCAAGGCCACUGG
This is a messenger RNA of Propithecus coquereli (Coquerel's sifaka), 2260 nucleotides long. RefSeq names its product solute carrier family 29 (equilibrative nucleoside transporter), member 3 (gene SLC29A3). Gene Ontology annotation, molecular function: nucleoside transmembrane transporter activity. The transcript is spliced from 6 exons. Gene Ontology annotation, biological process: nucleoside transmembrane transport. The coding region runs from base 46 to 1473 and encodes 475 amino acids. Gene Ontology annotation, cellular component: Golgi apparatus; plasma membrane. Lineage: Eukaryota; Metazoa; Chordata; Mammalia; Primates; Indriidae. The record is from RefSeq and is a predicted model, not a curated record.